Molecule: messenger RNA, 693 nt
Organism: Torulaspora delbrueckii
Lineage: Eukaryota; Fungi; Ascomycota; Saccharomycetes; Saccharomycetales; Saccharomycetaceae
Gene: SPP381
Product: U4/U6-U5 snRNP complex subunit SPP381
Exons: 1
Coding region: 1-693 (230 amino acids)
Source: RefSeq, a predicted model, not a curated record
AUGGCAAUAAGGCAUUUCAAGAGAGAUGCUAAUGGCAAUGAAAGCGGUUCCGACUCACCAAAGAGCUCAGAUGGGGAAGAACAUGAGAUAGAUGACCCUCAGGAAGUGGUAGUUGAUAGAGAUGAGGAGCAAGAGAAUGAUAAAAGUGAAAAUGAGGAAAGUAGUGAUGUUGACAAUUCUGAGAGCAGUAGCAGUGAAGAUGAGGGUGUAGUACAAUUUGAAAGACCUUUGUUUCUGCGAAGUGGGAAGAGGAAGCACGCAAGUGAUGAUGACUCGCAGGAAAGAGAAUCUAGGAAACGAGGAACUGUAAUGGAAAAGAUACAGCAUGAGAAUCGAGCGAUCAAGGCCCGAGAAGAGCUUGAGCUUCAAAUGAAGAGUGAAUAUAGAACAGACGAUAUGCUAGGACGAGCGAUGCUAUUAGAUGAUAAUGAUUAUGUUGAUCCCGAACAUGAGAAACAGGAAUGGCUCAAACGACAGGAAUUGAGACGAAAGCGGCAUCGGGAUGCCAUGGUGGCCAGGCAAUUGGAAGUUGAGGAGUAUGAGGCCAACAAGCUCAAAUUUAGUGAUGCCCAGGAUAUCAAGGUCGAUGGAGUUGCUUCUCGAGAGUCGAGAGCUGAAAAGAUGAUUCUAAAGCAAAUCCAAGUCGCAAAUGGAAACCUUCAAGGGCUCAAGGCACACAGUUCGCUGCAUUGA